GGGAGACUGUGACGAAGUGGGCCUGUUCUUAAUGUUUCCUCUGAAUAGUGUGGGGGUGCCUCAGUUUCCCCUAUGCAGUUCUUAAGUAUCUAGGUGGUGGGGUAAGGGUGUAUGAUCAUUGCAGAGCCCUAGAGGGCAGGUGUGUGCAGGAGUCUGGACACAGAGAAUGGCCAACACCCUGUUUCCUGGCAACUGAUGGCCUGGGCCCUUCCCCCCCUGCAAGGUGAGAGCUGAAGGGUUGGAGAACAAAGGAAUCAGGUGACCACCUGGCCCGGGAAAGGAACAAAGCCCAGAGAAGGAGGGGCUGGAGGGAGUUUCAGUUUGGGGCUGGCUGGGACAUGGAGUGAAGUGCAGACGUGGUUGUCUGGCUCACUGCCCCCAAAAUGGACCCAGCUGAGGGGUCCCGUUCUCUGCACCUGCAAGCUCUGUUUUAGACCAUGUUCCUGUCGUCUAAUAAACCUUCUGUUUUACUGGCUGGCUGAGAGUCACGUCUGACUGCGAAGUUGGGGUGCAGGACCCUCUGGCUUCCCCAGGAGCCCCGCCUGAGCGGACUCGCUGUGGGAAGCGCACGGAGGGGCAGAGGAUGCUGAAUGCUCCGAGGUCAGACCCAGGAAGGUGGAAGCUGUGUGAGCUGUGUGUCCUGCAGACAGGGUGCUCACAGAAAGGCGACUGCCCCAGAGUCCUGACUGACUUCAUGGGGAGCAGUUCCAGAGCAUCGCCCAGGGACUCCGUGACAACUGGUGGCAGCGGUGGGAUGUACUGCACCCCGUGGAUGGUGCUUCCUGCAGUAAGUGACUGGGGAGCAGUAACACGAAGGGGGAUUGCCGAGGACCAGGCCUGCUGAAGGCUCAGAGAGGAGCGGUUUCGGGGGCGGUUAACCCCUGGGAGUGUGUGACCAGCGAGAAGGAUUGUGCAGUAACAGGGUUCCCCUGGGGACUGCAGCGAGCAGUCCAAGGGGCGGAGGAGUCUGCAGCUCGACCCUGGCAAAGAGGUGGUGACCUCGAGAAGGGCUGGCACACUAGGGGUUCUCCCUGGAAACCGUGGGGAGCUGAGAGCACACGGGCCUGUGAGUCCACAACAACUUGGGAGGAGCGGAGUGAUGGCCUGUCACCGUCUCCUUAAGAAGGACAUUGUAACCCUGUGCAGAAAGAGAGGGUUGAGCGUUGGAAAGUUCACCAAAGCAGAGUUAAUCGUGCAGCUGGAGGAGGAUGACCGCUCUAAGGAACAGAUUCCUGACCCCAACUGGGGCUAUAGCAGGAUCUGGGAGCAGCUGGAGCGGGAGCCAGGCAUCGCCAAGACUCCUGUCCCCGACCAGACGGGGGUCUUCACGAUCGGGUUCGCCAUCGGGGGAUCGAGACGGACGGGAUUGGAGCGGAGUCUGAGAGAGCAAGAGGACCGUGGGAGACAGCGAGAGCCCGAGAAAGAGCUGCAGAAGCAGCAGCAGCAUGAACUGGCGGUGGGGGAGCGGAGAGGCCUAGGGGACCUCCCCGGGGAUUUCUCAUCCCUGGGCCGGACGCACUCUCCCGGAUGGAGCCAGGGGCAGAGCUGCGGGUCCCAGGCCCCCGGGGUGCUGAGGAGACCCCGAGAGACGCCCGCACAGGUGAUGGGCCAGCAAGCGAGGCCGAGGAGGGGGAUCCCCAGCCGGAAGGGCGCGAGCGAGCGGAGCCAGACGGGAAGUUACCGGGACAACCCCAGGAGAGCGGUGGGCCGAGCCCCGGAGCCUGCGAGAGCCGACGGGGAAACCCUGCUGGGGAGAGAGACGCGGAGCCGGCUCUCCGCAGGGCAGGUGACAGGGGGCUGGAGGAAUCCACGAUCCGGGCAGCAGGGACGCCCCGCAGCUCUGCCCUGGCAGCCCAGCCGCGGAUCUGCGCCCCAGCGAGACCGCCCGGGCCCCCGGCCCCUGGGCGGCAGUACGCCUGCCCCGAGUGCGGCAAGGCCUUCGGGCAGAGCUCCCACCUGACGCAGCACCUGCGGAUCCACACGGGCGAGCGGCCCUACGUCUGCCCCGACUGCGGCCGGGCCUUCAGCGCCAGCUCCAACUUCCUGGCGCACCGGCGGGUGCACACGGGCGAGAAGCCCUACGACUGCGCCGUAUGCGGACGCAGCUUCCGCGCCGGCUCCACCCUGCAGCGGCACCGGCGGCUGCACACCGGCGAGCGCCCCUACCGCUGCGGCCACUGCGGCCGCACCUUCUCCCAGAGCUCCUCGCUGGCCAAGCACCGGCGGCUGCACACCGGCGAGCGCCCCUACCGCUGCAGCCAGUGUGGGGAGGCCUUCGCCGUGCAGUCGGGGCUGGCCGCCCACCGGAGCCGGCACACGGGCGAGCGCCCCUUCGCCUGCCCCGACUGCGGCAAGGGCUUCCGGCGCAGCUCCGACCUGGUGCAGCACCAGCGGGCCCACACGGGCGAGCGGCCCUUCCGCUGCGGCCAGUGCGGCGCUGGCUUCAGCCUGGCCUCCACCCUGGUCAACCACCAGCGGAGACACACCGGGGAGCGGCCCUACCCCUGCCAGCUCUGCGGGGCCAGCUUCGCCCGCAGCUCCACCCUGGCCCGCCAUCGGCGGGGCCAUGGGCCCCAGGGCACCGGGCCGGGCGGGAGUCCGGAGCCACAGCCCACGCCCCCAGGGGAGGAGCCUGCCCCCCAGCCAGGCCCCCUGAGUCAGGGCUCCAGCCCCGCGCCCCAGCAGGACUCCCUGGGUCACAGCUCAGAGGACGCCCUCGCCCAGCAGGGCCCUCUGGGUAACAGCUCCGAUCCUGACCCCCAGCAGGGUCCCCUGAGCCAGGCUCCCGUGGGUCAUGGGUCAAAUUCCACCCCUGACCAAGGUCCCCUGAGCCAGGCCCCCGUGGGUCAUGGGUCAGAUCCCACCCACCAGCAAGGUCCCCUGAGCCAGGCCCCCACGGAUCACGGGUCACAUCCCGCCCCCCAGCAGAACCCCCUGAGUCAGGGCACCAUAGAUCAGGGUCCGGCCCCCCAGCCUGGCACUGUGGGUCAUGGCUCAGAUCCUGCCCCCCAGCAGGGCCCCCCGGCUCGGCCCCCCGCCCUCCAGCCGGGCGAGCGCCCCUACCCCUGCCUGGUGUGCGGGAAGCGCUUCUCCCGCAGCUCCAACCUGGUGGCCCACCAGCGGAUCCACGCGGGCGACAAGCCCUUCCGGUGCCCGGAGUGCGGGCGGGGCUUCCUGCGGGGCUCCAACCUGCGGACGCACCGGCGGCUGCACACGGGCGAGCGCCCCUACCCCUGCCCCGAGUGCGGCAAGCGCUUCGGGGACACCUCCGUGCUGGUCAAGCACCAGCGCAUCCACACGGGCGAGCGCCCGCACCGCUGCCCCGACUGUCCCCGCCGCUUCAGCCAGGCCUCGGACCUGGUGGCCCACCGGCGGGUGCACACGGGCGAGAAGCCCUACGCCUGCGCCGAGUGCGGGCGCAGCUUCAGCCGCAGCUCCAACCUGCGGACGCACCGGCGGCUGCACCGCGGCGAGCGCCCCUACCCCUGCCCCCAGUGCGGCAAGCGCUUCGGCCAGAGCUCGGACCUGCUGCAGCACCAGCGGACCCACACCGGCGAGCGCCCCUUCGCCUGCGCCCAGUGCGGCAAGGCCUUCAGCAAGGGCUCCACCCUCACCGGGCACCAGCGCACCCACACGGGCGAGCGGCCCUUCGCCUGCACCGCCUGCGGCAAGCGCUUCCGGCACAGCUCCCACCUGACGGCCCACCUGCGGGUGCAUGCCCGGGCGCGGCCACUCUGAGCCGGGGACCCCGGCCCUGCCCCGGCCCCCACGGGACAGCCCGUCUCUGUGCACGCCCGGGUGCGGCCACUCUGAGCCGGAGACCCCGGCCCUGCCCCGGCCCCCACGGGACGGCCCGUCUCUGUGCACGCCCAGGCACGGCCGCGCUGAGCAGGGGGAGCCCUGGGGGGUGCCAUGUACUGCCCCACAGCCACAUCAGAGGCUGCAUGCUCAGGAGAGGUAGCCCUGAGACACGGCUCCCCCCAGCUCUGCGAGGGGAGUGUGGUCUGGUGGGUUAGUGUGGGGGGGGUUGGGAGCUGGGAGCCAGGACUCCUGGGUUCUCUCCCUGGCUCUUUUAUAUUCUCCAAUCUCUGAGUAUAGCCUGGCUCUUAGGACUGAUUUCCCCCUCCUCUCUUGCAUUUCCCUCUGUCCCUGAGGACCUGACCCCUGGGAUUUGUCCCUGCUGGGGCUGCCCCCCAGCUCUGCCUUUGCUGCCUAGGGCUGCUUUUAGAGAUCACAGGCUCCAGGCCGGAGGCGGACGCGGAUGCUACGGGGGGAGUCAGGUUAGCAUGGCAAGUCUCAGCUUGCAGUUAAGAAAUGGUGUCAGCUCUCUUGGACGUGGAGGAAAGCACCAAAGUGGGACCCUGGCGCCUGCCUGAGUGUGCAGAGAGCCUGAGCCCGUCACUGCGAGGGGCGUGAGCUCCUCCGUUCACCCCCUGCCCGGGGCACCCAGCGCACGGGGAAGUAGCAGGAACAUGCGGCUUCCCCUGUUCCCGUUGGGUGAUGCGCGGGAGGUCCCAGGGGUGGGGAGCAGGGGCCGGCUGGACCAAACGGUUUGCAGAGAGCGGCUGGGUGCGCAGGCCCCUGUGUGGUGAUUCGUGCCCACCACCACGGCAGCUCGUUCCCCUCCAGGGAGUCCUCGCAAAGGGGGGUUUCCCACCGGUGGGGGGCGGGGGGGAUUCUGUUGAUUUUCCCCCUUGUGUAAAUAAAUGUGAUGAGCAGAAUUCA
Messenger RNA from Caretta caretta (loggerhead turtle), 4725 nucleotides. NCBI's taxonomy places the organism in Eukaryota, Metazoa, Chordata, Testudines, Cheloniidae. The record is from RefSeq and is a predicted model, not a curated record.